This is a messenger RNA of Baudoinia panamericana UAMH 10762, 1848 nucleotides long. RefSeq lists its product as uncharacterized. The record is from RefSeq and is a predicted model, not a curated record. Bases 1 to 1848 code for a protein of 615 amino acids. The transcript has a single exon. Lineage: Eukaryota; Fungi; Ascomycota; Dothideomycetes; Mycosphaerellales; Teratosphaeriaceae.
AUGGCGCAAGAGUCAGCUAGUCCGGCUUUCUCAGAGCUCACCGAGUUCGAAGAGGUCAAUACGCCUCUGGAAGCAGUUGCGGACCUUCCUUGGUCUGCCAUACCAUUCCAAUCUUCCGUGACCGGCAUCGCUGCGUCCGACGGAGGUAGCAGUCUCUCAACGGACUCAAACACUAUGCAUUGCGAGAGCGAGGUGGCGGACGGUGUCGCAGAGACAGGCAUGGAGCGCCAAGGUGGGCACCAGACAAAUGAGGACGGAGUAAACGGGAGCGCAGACAGCCGGGACAACUCACCGCAACUGGAACGUGCGGACAGUCCGCUCAACCUCGAGCAACCUCGGUCUGAUCCGUCUGACCCCCGCGUGAUCUUGGAGAAAAAGCUAGAAGAGUUCAAGCAACGAGAGAUGGUAGAGAGGGCACCAGCAAACAUCACAUUGGCCGAACCGUCGCACAACCUCGAAGACGGACCCAAAGGACCGACAUUGCUAGAGAAGGCAUUAGCAGUGGCGAAACAGACCAGCAAGGGCGAUCUUCUCGUGGUCUUCGACACCAAAGAUUUGGCCAAGACUGUACGACUUAGCACAAAAUCGCUUCUUCUGCAAGUCCCUGCUCUGGCUGAGUAUCUCCGUGGUCGACCAACCAGCAAGACGGGCGAGGCGAUCGACGGUGUGCAUUUCCUUGUUGUACUGGAGAAGAGCAAAGAUCGGUCAAUGCCUGUGCUCGUUCCGAAAGCCUUAGAUACGCUAGCACCGAGCGCACCGCCAGAACACCUACCUACACUCUUCCCCGACAACAAAGACUUGAUGAUCAAGGUCGAGGACGGUGAAGAUGUUCGGCCCCGACCCGUCUGCAGCGAGGCCGACACCGUGAAACACAGCGACUGGGUCAAGGCUUACGACAGCUUCCUGCGCAUCGUUCGAUUGAUGCCGGACAUCAGCGCUCGCUCAUGCGGUUUACCGUCAGAUGCCAAGAUUGCAUUGGCUCGCAUUGAGCGGGUUGUUGCCGUAGCGGAGCAUUACGGUGUGAUGCUUGCCGCGGCGUCUGCAUUCAAGCUGCUGACCAACGACUGGAUGACUCAACGGACUCUGUUCGGCGCCAUCGCUGUGCAACCGAAACGGUGGCUAGUGCUUGCGGUUAAGCUCGAGAGCGAACUAGUUUACAAGGAAGCCUUCGUGCACCUGGUCGGACAGUACCCGAGCGUGGAGCUGGACGGAGUGGCGGCCUCCAUCGUUGACCAGAUUGCGAUGAUGAGUCGUGAUCUUCGGUACCAUCGCUACGAGGUGGACCAGCAGCUUCUACUUACGACCAUAAAAGUGUCGGCACACUCUGGAAAAGGCAAGCAAUCUGACAACAAGCAGCCACUGCGUGAGCAGAUGGUCAGUCCAUUCUACAAGACCGACAUCUACAACGUUGUCAAUCUUUGGCGCGACUGGAUAGCGGAGCAUAUUGAUGCCCUGCGAGCUAUUGAGAAUGGUGCUGAUCUCGCCACGGUCCGAGACACUCUCUUCUGCGAGCACAAUGUUUCUCUCGACGGCUCUCCGGCUAUGUGUUUGACGACUGCGGGCCUUUACCACCUUAUCGGCGAAGGCGGCGACGCCUAUCUUCCAGUCGAAGAGCUCAUCUCUAAGUGCAAGCAAAACGGCUUCAAGGCCGAGGCGGACACGAUACGGGCCAACCUGAAGGUUCUCAAGGACAAGGCAAAGGCAAUAGUGGCGCCGCUGUUGGCGUCGAAGUUGCAGUAUGAGGCAAAAACUGCCCUGUCGUACGUGACGUGUGUCGAUGCUGGCGCGGCGCCGUGGGCCGGAGAGUGUGGCGAGGUGGAGGAGACGGACGAUAUGGAUCUCGACUAA